GGUAUCCUUAUUUUUUUGCCAGUAUUGUGGUGAUUAGCAGCUUGCGUGGGUAGGUGAAAAGUAAACUGUUUUGUGUUAGUCUUAAUUACCGUUAUAAGGCAAUCUUGAGUUCUUGCUAAAAUGUGUCAAGCGGCCUUCCCUUCAGUGUAGGUUCGUUUACCCGGCAAUUUUCAAUUGCGACUGGUUUAUCCACUGGUUUAUCAAAGGGCUGAACACAUCCAAUGGUAAAUAUUUCAAAGUGAAUUAAGAUGGAUGCGAUUUUCAUUUAAAAUAGUGACAUCCGCAUGUGGAAGUGACUUCAGUAUUUUUAUUUGCGAUCAGGCGUUCUUUUCUUUCUCGGGAGCGCGGAAGACAGCGGAUGGGCAAAGAAAAAGGAAAGCAGAACCGCCUGAUGACGGGUAUAUUUCAUUUGGAGACCACAAAAUGGUACUCAAGGCUACAAUCCCGGACAGGAACAACAGCUCAUUUUAAUGUUCAAAAACGAUGGUUUUCCCUUGUGCUAAAAAUACCCACUGGCCUCCUUAAUUAAUGUUGAUUGAUACAGCUAAAUAAUAGAAGCCUGCAACACACGGAACAAUGUAGACCUGUUUAGCUUGUAUGUUUUGUUUCCCAAUUAAGAUUCCAGGGGAAUUAAACCCUUUUUCUUUUCAUUAAAUAAUGUAAAUAAGAUGAUAUUGAAAGAGACAGACUUUCUCUAGAGUAUCAUCAUAUGAUCUGCAUGACACGCACAUGUAGUUAAGUGUUGAUGGGGAAAAAGGAUUUAAAAAAGGUGAAAAGUAGGAACCUUCCCAACACUUUUGAAAGUGAUUGCAGUUUCAGGAUUGUAUGUUCCAGUUCAAUAAUAAAGGGUUUCUCAGCGUCAGUUGAAGAAGCCCUUUUUUCUCGUUCUAUAAAUGCAGGAAAGGGCAUUUGUUGUUCUUGGUGCCCUGUGCAACCUUGAACAAGUAUAGCCAUAGAUGAGGCCCUCUGUGUUGGGGGGGAUUGAACUACAUUCAUCCCUAGUCUGAAUUUCAAAUGCAGUCGUUUUGUGUUUUGAAGAGCUGCCAUGUUCUUGUUGGUAUUUGACCCAUUUUAAUGUCAGUUGUCACCAUUUCAUCUUGUUUUAAGUCACCAUUUCAAGCCCAUGUCACUUGUCGAUACUUUACCUUAACAGGGCCCCAGAUAUAGCUGAGACAUGGGUAGAAGAGGGGGACCUCUCUAGUCAGAAUUUCAAAGCCCUUCAUGUUAUGUAGUGAACAGCUCCCCUCCCCUCCCCUCUAUUGUUAAGUUGUAUUGUGCUGUUGUUUUCCUGCUUCUUAGCUUUUUGGACAGUUCCAAUGCAAUUAUUGUACUGUAGAGUAUGUUAUGGUUAAAACAAAAUUUCAGCAAGAAGUAACACUACCAACUCUUCAGUAUGUAUGAGCAGCACCUUACCCAUGUACACAGCUACAUGACUUGGAGUUGGUAGUGUAUGAUUUUGGUUCCUUCCACAAAAUACUUAAUUUAGCCCCUGUACACCACAUGCCAGAUGAGGUCCCAGUCCGAGUUGCCCAGGUAUCGGUUGUUCAUUGCAAACUCAUAGAGGUCUGUUAGAGGCGUAGCGUGAAAUUUUGAAGAUGUUUGAGCUGAAAUAAAAGCUGGAGUGCCCAAAGUGCUCCAAACCAGAGGGGUUUGGGGGUAUGCUCUCCCAGAAAAUGAAUGAAUAAUAAAAUAAUUGUUGAAUUCUGCUUUCAUAUGAUAUGAAGAAUUAUGCAGAUCUCUGAGGCUGUUAUCCACCUUGGCCUUUGCCUCUCUGGGUAACAGUCUCCUCAAUCUGCAUAAUAGGACAAUUGCUUGAUGAUGAUGUCACUUUACUACAACUACACAACAUUCUGUACCAGAAUUUUUUCAGUUUGUUGCUUUCUAGUUAUGCAAAUGGGAGCUAUGUUUUUUAAACCCCAGUGGGAUUGACAAAUUUAAAAUCAAAAACUAAGAAAGCAAAAACGAAAUGGAUUCUGGUAGUUGUAGUCAAAUGUGGUUAUUGUGAAAAUGGCCUAUUCUUCAAAUCAUACUCAGCCUCAUUCAAUGAUACUGCUGAACAACAAAUGAAUUAUGUGUAAUCUUUUUAUUUAAUCAAACUUAUAUUGAAAAUAGAAGUUGCUGGUUGCCUGCAGAUGACAAACUGAAUGAUCCAGAUGGCUGGUCAAGCACAUCCUUAUAAUGCAGAUUUAUCCAAAGAAUCUGAGCAUGCUGCUGAAUUCCAGAUACACGUUCGCCACUCAAGAGGGGAAAAAGCUGGUCAUUGUCAUGGUGGACUUCUGUCAGGAAGUUACUGCAAAGAAAUCAAAGAAUUGUUUACACUAGCUUGGCCCACAGUGUUAUCUUACUUCUUUUACCACAUGAUUCACAUGAUCAGCUUGUUUUUUGCUGGGCGCAUCGGCAAACUAGAAUUGGCUGCUGGAACAUUAGCUUUAUCUUUUAUCAAUGUGACAGGACCUUCGCUGUUUAUUGGCUUGGGUUCUGCAGUAGAGACACUUUGUUCUCAAGCAUUUGGAGCGAGGAACUAUCGCCUUGUUGGUGUAGUGCUGCAAAGAGGAGUUUGGAUUUUAGGAUUAACUUGUAUCUUAGCCUGGUCACUAUGGGUUAAUAGUGAGUUGCUUUUGUUGCUAGUUCACCAAGAAAAAAAUGUUGCAAGGUAUGUUUUAUUUAAAGAAACAUCUGACACUUAGCAAUGUCACCGCAAAUUUCCCUUUUGCAAAUGUUCGCUGCUGCCAUUCUUAAGAGUGUUUCUAUAAAGAAAGAAGUUUGCAACCCAGGGUUGAACCUGGACUUUUUGUAUCUAAUUUCUCUCCCUUGCCACUUCACUACCACACCAACUCGCCAAUAUUCCAUAAAAUUUUUAGCACAUAAAGUAGCAAACUGUCUUACUUAACUGAUACUUCUCAAAAACUCAUUAAUAAUUUAUAAAAAUUAAUGUUUCACGAGUGUUCAGUGUUCGGAUGAAAAACUGCUCAUUUUUGCAUCUUUGAUUUCUCCUUCUAAAAUCCAUUUGUGUGAGAAGUAAUAUCAAGCAUUCAACAAAGUGUUCCUUCACCAGAUGAAACACCCUGAAGUUCGUUAAAAAUACUCCACUGCAAUGUCAUAUUUUCAACUCUCUUCUAAGUGCUUCAUCUGUGAUGCAACACUGCGUGUCAUGCUUGAUAUACAGUUUGUAUAACAUCAAUAACAGGUGACUCAAGCCCUUUCCAUAACUUUUAACGUCAAUUCAACUUAGGCUUCAAUGUCAUUCUUUCUAAGACUACUCAAAAACAUAUCAUUUGCCUUUAUAUUAACCAACCACCCAAUUGUGAUGAAAUAGAUAUUAAGUCCAACUAAGAAAACACUGGGGACCAGUAUCUGGAAGGUUGUGGCCAUGGGUUUUGAUUCCAGCUGGGGGCUCGGAUUUUUUCCUCGAGCAUUUCUUAGUUGUACUUCAUAUUUGCCCUGUUGUAACUUACAUGUAAUCCAGGGAAUAUAUUGCAUCUAUCAUGACCAAAGGCUUGGUUACCAGUGGUGGCAUCGACUGUUAAAAAUGGCAACCACUGUUUACAGAUGGGAUCUAGGUGACGGGAGCAAUGGUCCCCUGCAAAAUGACAUCCAAGGAACAAGUACAGAAAUUCCAUGAUGUAAUAUAUCAAACAUGAGACGCAGUGUUUCAUCACCAGAUGAAACACCGAGAAGAGAGUUGAAAAUACGACGCGUAGCGGAGUAUUUUUGACGAACUUCGAGGUGUUUCAUCUGGUGAUGAAACACUGUGUCGAAUGUUUGAUAUUUCUUCUCAAACAAAAUCAUUUUUGAAGGAGAAAUUAAGGAUGCAAAAAGGAGCAGUUUUUCAUCCGAUAUCCAAACACUCAUUAAACAUUAAUUUCCUUUGAAUUUUCUUUAUGAAUUAUUAAUGAGUUUGAGAAGAUAUAUUACAUCACUUCCCAGAUCCGGGUAGUGCUUCUGACUGAUAGUGGCGAAUUUCCUUCAUGGCACAUGUACAACCAAUCAGAAGUACUACCCAGAUCUUGGUAAGGACAUGGUUUUAUUCCCCCAAGCCUCGUUGCCAAGUCUGAAUUUUAAUACAAUGUAUAUUGAAAAUGGUCAAUUGUUGGGUUCAACAUGGCAUAACAUAGCGUGGCAUAAUUUUUUAGUAACACUCAAUUUGUUUUAACUUUUCAUAGGUUGACCCAAGACUUCGUCCUCAUAUGUAUACCUGCUUUAAUAGUUAGUACACGCACUUCAGUUUUAUUACUAUUAACAGAAGUUUUUUGUAUUUUGUUCACUUCAAUAAUAUAACUAUAUCUCCUUUGCCAGAAGCCUUUUCUUAGAGGUUUACAUAAUAAAUUAUUACACUGUAUAUAUUAUGAUCUAUGAAUCAAAGGACAGAAACUUAAAUCCUUUUAAUUAAUCAUCUUUUUGCUAUUUUUUUCUUUAUUAAAUAAACAGGGGAAUUUUUUGUUUGUCUUGUUACAAAGAUAUCUUCAGACACAGGUGUGUUCAAAGUAAAGUAGAUAAAUUGAACAAGAUUUUAAUCUGUAACAAUACUUGUAUACACUGGCAAAUGAUACUGAAGUCAAGCUAAGCCACCUGGGAACUAUUUUAAGUUGUUUUGCAGUGUGAAGUAAUAACAACAUAGACAUAACAUACGCAUAAUAAUAAUGAUAAUGAUAAUAAUAAUAAUAAUAUAGCCAAAAUUAUAUUUCAGGGCUGUCACAGUCUUACAUAUAUUGCUAAUGCAUUACCGAUAAAAGAGCUUUGGAAGAAACUUCAAAUCCAAAUAUUAAACUAUUAAAAUAUUCCUAUACUAUUACAUGAUGUCUCAUUUCUCUUACCACCCUGCACUAAUGUGCAUAAUUUAUAUGUCUAGUCAGAUCUAAUUUUUUUGGAAAGAUAUAUAUGUGAGAUUUUUCUUAACUUUAAUAGCUUUUAAUUGCCAAAAAUUGCUCUCAGCUACUUCAUUAAUUUACUGAUAGAUCAAACAAUUAAGCCAAGCACAAUGAAUAUAAUCAUAAUGAUUAUAACUUCUGCAUGUACUGUAGGUGUAGCUUUUUAUUCUAACCUUGGAAUUUUGUUUUUAGGGUAUUGUGAAGCCAAUACUCUAUGUCUGUGCUGUUACUAAUGGGAUACAAAUUGGUCUUAAUGUUCUGAUGGUGUUGGUAUUUAAUCUAGGUUUCAGGUAAACAUAGAUUCAUAGUACGUGUAUUUAAGGUACAUGUACAUGUACUUAAUAUCCUAAUUUUAUAUAUUUUAUUAUAAUAUUUUCCUUAUUUUUUGUGGGUCAGUUAUCUUUGGACCUCCAGAUCUCUUCUUUCGUGGGUCAAUUUAAGAAGAGAAAUGCUUUUCUAGUCUACACUAUAUGCUUUAAUGAAACUGUUCACGACAAAUGGUGCUUAAAUGAAAGCGUUGGGCAAACUAAAAAUGACUUAGAACACAUGGUUAAACUCCGUUUAGGUAACCAGCCCUGUAUGUACAGUGGUUUAACCAUGUCUCUUUUUAUUGAUUGCCUUUUUGACUGAUACUUGAAUGUACUCCUCAAAGUAUGACAAGACAGCUCUAGCAGUGUCAUGACUACACCACCGAGUCAUAACUAUUCAUUGGAAGAAACAAAAAAUUCUUGAUCAAAAGGCUUUCUGGCUUUUCCACAGGUAGCCCAAGCUCAUACUGUGUAAUCCUCAAAAUUGCCAUUUAAGGAUUUGUAUAAGAAUUCAGACACUUAAGAUUCAAGAAGAUAUUAAAUACUUGCAGACAUUUUCAGUAGUAAAAAAAAACCCUUUUCCACGGUGUGUUCUUGUUUCCUGUGUGGUUAUUUUCCCAAUCCAUAGCGAUUUAAGCGAUUUCCUUUAUCCCGAGUUUCCACUUAUAAAAAGAGGACAAGGCCAAACACUUGUGAUCUGGACAGCCCGCUGAACAAAGAAAAAAAUUACAUUCUUGGUUUAAGUCACCCCACAGCCAAAAUUCCAUCACAGAAUCCAACUGGAAAGGUUACUCUGUCAAUCUAGCUCCCUAGCCAAGCAAUUGUGUCCCUGCAGGCAAAAGCCACAUGGCAGUUUGCUUCCGGGAUAUUUUAACGGUCCAACCCUGGUAGACGGCUGUGUACAAACUCACCAUGACAUGAUGACCAUUGAACCUAUGUCACAUUGUCAUAAAAAUGAUUAAACACCUAUACUGAGCUUGGGCUACCUGUGAGAAAACCAGUUUCCAGAAGUGGGUAGUGAAAGGGUGAAUUAUGACAUCAUCGCAGAUGUAAUUUCAAGGUGAUGCGUUUACAGACUAUAAGUGUUCAAUCUAUCAAAGACGUAGUUACAAUAUUUCUCAUUUACAUUUUACAGGGGAGUGGCCAUUAGCUGGGCUCUAACGGCAUGCAUCUUAACAAGUUUGCUGUUAACUUACAUGAAGGUCUUCAAGCUCCACACAAAAACUUGGCCAGGUGAAUUUUUUUAUUCAUGGUCCUUACUUUAAAGCUUUGAUCAACAUGUAUUUAAGCAAUAAAAAAUGUUUUCUAAGACAAAAGUCGAGGGCUUUCAUGACUGUUGAGAGUUCUCCCAACCCCUCAAGUGUUUAUAAUAGGCUAUGCGAAUACAGGAAAAAAGUUUUCUAUUGCCUUUAUAUAAAAUUAUAGCCAAAUUCAUUGUAUCGCGCUGCGUGUUUGCAAAACUUCGAAUGGGUUUUUCUGUUCCAUCAAUCACUUGAGUGGGAGUUAAUGCAAAUCACAAUGCAACGCACUCGCCCAGCUUGGACCACAAAAACAAAAUUGUGAAGGACGCUAAACUGCUCAAGAAUAGCGAAGGAAAUCGCCAUGAUGAGUGGAAUUUUUGUUGAGGGCAGGAGGCAGACAUUGCUCUAUUCUUGCAGGAGACCAGAAUAGAAAAGGUCAUAAAAAGCUUUGAAGAAAACUAGCCGAUCAUUGCCCGAGACAGUUUAAUCACUAGCAGCGAACCUUGAAAUGCAGAAACAAACAAAGUGGAUCAAAAUGCACCAAUCACAAGUAAACAUUUGUUUCCAAAGAGGUCCGCUAAGAUGAUUGACGGAACAGAAAAACCCCAAUUUCCUUUGAAGUUUGCAAAACGUGCAGCGCGAUACAAUGAAUUUGGCUAGAACUUCCCAAAGAAAGAUCGCAGAACUCUUGUUUGUUAUGGCACUGGUUAAAAGCAAAAUUCUUACAAGUUGCAAAGUCUUGUACAUGAAGUCUUGCAUACGUAAUAAUAAAAGUGAUGAUAGUUUUCCUCUUAAAUCACUCAUUCUUAAAAUGUCAGCUUAAGUGAAAAAAAAUUGCAACAGCAGGUUUGUAAAGAUUUUCCAAGUCUCAGCCGAUGGGGAAAUGGGGAAAUAUUAAUAGUAAUUAAACUUGUUGUGUUUUCAACUCAAAAACUUUUUUUAAAUUCAUCCGGCUUUGAUUAGCACAACUGAAAAGAAAAACAUCUUGAUGUUAUAAUUACCAUGUUCACAUUCUCUCAUGCAAACAUGCCUCUCUGCAAAUCAGAGUGCGCAUACUGUCGUAGUUAUUUUAUAAAUUGCAUUAUGGUAUUAAUUUGAUAAUAAAUUAUUAUUUCCCCAAUGAUUAAUUUUUACUGCCAUCUGUGGCUCGCGAUCCUCUGUUUUGCAUUUAAAACUGAUGGCAUUUUAGUCAAAGUUUGGCCUGUUUUGCUAAUUUUUUCAACAAAAGGACUUUUUUUAUCUGAUAUCCAUUUUGGCAGAUUCAUAGUCUUACCAGUAUUUUUUUUGUCAUGACAUAGUUUAGACUGUCUUCAAUUAACUUAUAUGACACUACUCCAAGCUAUGGGACACACAUGUACAUGUACUAUAGUAUUACUCCUGUUGGUGCUUUAUUCUAUGGAAAAUGGAAUAAACUCUAGUGGGGUGGGCCACGUUGGCUUGUAGUGCACGGGCUUAUUUACUUAAAGGUUUGCCUAAGUCUGCGUUAGGGUCUGAAAGUAUUUUUUGAAGUACAUGUAGGUUGUCUAUUGGACAGCCAUCUUUUCUUUAUUAGUCAUUCAAAGUGAAAUCCAAUCACAGAAUAAUACAAGCCCAUUUCAGACCCUGCAGUGCAUGGUCAUGAAAAAAUGAUGUUUAUUUAAUACAGCUGUUGAUUUUCUGCUAUUUAGGUUGGACAACAGAAAGCUUGUUGAAAUGGUCACAAUUUAUUAAACUUGCGGUGUCAGGAAUGGCCAUGAUCUGUAUUGAAUGGUGGAGCUUUGAAGUUGGAGCAUUUUUAACAGGUACAGUGUAUACUACUCUCAAUGUUAUAUUGCUGAUCAAUCAAUGCAUGCAGUUUAUAACACACUUGAUUGGUUUUGUACAUUGAAUUAAAAAUACCACUGAAGAUGGCUGUUAUCUUAAUCUUAUUGUAGAAAGGUGAAAUACACACGUAGCAUACAUGUACAUGUAUACAUCUUAUCUUAUUUUGUUUUUAUAGUUCGAGGUACAAUUUUAACACACUCACAGUUAGCUAUGCAGAUGGGUCAUAUAUUCAGGAAAUAAAUACAACAGUGUACAAUGAAACUAUUAUAAAUAUAAGCGUGCAUAUAAAAGUAGAUAGUAAUUUAUUAGAAGCUAGGAUACGAUUUGUUAGAUAUCGUAUUUAAUGCAUGACCUUACAGUGACUACAGACCUAAUUAACCUGAUAUUGAUGCAUAAUGACUACGACUUCUAAUACAUGAUAUAAUGCCAACAACCAGUUAUGAGGAAAAUAAGUUUAACUUAACUUUUUGAACCAUUUUUUAGAGAUAAAUAUUAGUCGUUUGAACCAAGGAGGUCAAAAAGUACUGUAUUAACUUGGUUUAUUUUCCUUUUUUAAGUUAAGUGCUGGCCCCUUACAAACAGAUAGCACUAUUCAAUGGAUAAAUCACUAUCGAGUGGACAAGUAGUUAAUAUGUUUUGGGUAGAGUUUCAUCAAUUGGUUAGCCAGUUUAUUUACCUUUUGAACAAGUGGGGCCAGAAAUGUUAUGUUUCAAAUGUACUGUAUGAUGAACAUUAGGUUCGACAGCAACCAACAAAUAAUUACUUGAUGGAUGCAUUUGUUGUUGUUGUUUUAAAAUUAACAAGUAAUAUCUUGAUUUUCUUCGUAAGGUACUCUUGGUGAAGUGCAAUUGGCAGCCUUUGGAAUUUUGUUCAACUGGGCAAUCUUUGUAUUCAUGGUAAGAUUAAUAUCUAAUUGUAAUGCAUACUCUCUGUCAUGGAUCAAAAUAUCUAGCCUCUCUUUAAAAUGAUUUAUAGGUAGCUGUAGUAUAGUAAAAGAAGGCUAAUGUACCGUUGAAGGUCUUUGAGUGUCUUCUGGAAGUAUUACAGGUGUAUUUUAAUUUUACAGCAAGUUCUCUACCUCCUUUCCUCUCUCUGGCGCUGAAUCUGAAUCUGAUUGCGCAAAUUGCUUAUUCCAUUAAGAAUGAUUGUAUUUGUUGCUGCUGUGGAUAAUUAAGUUAUGCUUGCUCUCUUUUCCGGAUCAAAAUAUCUAUGUAUAACUCUUCUCCAUGGAAAAAGAAAACAAUAGGAGAUCCUUCAAGUCCUCCUCUGAAAGUCACAGAGGUGUAUUUUGUAAAAGUCCCCCGCCCCCUCGCGCUGGCACUGAAUUUGAAUCUGGGUGUGGGAAUUGCGGAGGUGUAUUGUGGAACAGCUUACCUUUGUGGGUCAGACAAUAGACAUCCGUUAGUGAAUUUAAAGCCUAGUGAUAUUAUUUUGAUAAUUAAACAGCAAUACUUACAUACGGCUUUCUUGUAAAGCAGGUUUUUUUCUUUAUCAUCUUUAUUCUGAUCUUUGUUUUUACCUUUUAUUUAGUGAGGUAGUUAGAGUGUGAUUCCUAUGUAAUCUCUCUCCCUGGCUUUGAAUUUGAACCUGUGUGUGUUUAAUUGUAGAUACCACUGGGACUGAGUGUUGCUGCCGGGGUUCGUGUUGGAAAUUUCCUUGGUGCUGGCAACCCAAAGGCAGUAAAAAAGACGAUCAAAGUGGCUCUGGGACUGAUAGGUAAACGCGUUUACUACAGCUAAGUUUAACAUCUGAAAUCAUUAUAGUAGAUCAAACUUCCAAAGACGGUGAAAAUUUUAUCUUUGUUUUGUUUUUAUUUGCUUAUUUAGCUUUUGUCUUUCAAGGUGUAUCCUUUGGCUCCUACUUACGACUCCAACAGCUGAAGUCCUGAUUUUUUUUGCAGGCUUCUUACGCAAUUGCAUAAAUUGCGUUCACAACUGCGAGUAUCAUUCUUCAUUUGAUUUCAUUUCCGCAGUGAUUAUUAUGAUUAUUAUUUAUGAUUUAUUUCAUACGCGGCUAUCACGUAAACAGCUUUAUGUUAUGCGAGCCUUCCGUAGGAAAGCUUAUUUCGUUUUCAAAAUGCCGGUCCAGCUGACCAUUUCUGACAUUUGGCGAGGGCCCUAUUAUUUGACCUCGAUGUAAACAGUGCUUCCUUUCUGUCUUCGUUUCCAUUGCUUGUUCUUAGCGUACCGUAUUUCCUCGAAUAAUCAACCCCCUUUAAUGGAAAUAAUUUAUUUAAAAUGAUCGCCCCCCCCCCCCCCCACCCCUCUUGUCAUCCUCUCUUUCUUUUAUCCCCUCCCUGGAAUGAUGAUCCACUAAAACUGAUCAGUGUCGAUUCAAGCUCUCAAAAUUAAUCAAGCAACCAAAUUUGGAACACUUAAAAAGCCCACUUUCAGUUUAUUUGAUGUGAUAUUUUUUUAUUUAAUGGGAUAAUAAUUAACAAAAUAUUUAGGUCACGCCCUCUAGUGAGCAAUAUUUUAAAUAAUCGCCUCCCUCAAAUAAUCUCCUUCCCUCGAACAAUCGCCCCCUUUUGGUACGAAAAAAAGAAAUAAUGGCCCCCGGCUAUUAUUUGAGAAAAUACGGUAAGUAAAGUGUAAACAAUGUUUUGAAGUUGUUUUUUAAGAAUUUCCUUGUUAUAAACUAGGCACUAACCAACUAUUUCCUUUGAAUGUCCAUAAGUUAUUCUUUUGCCUUUAUCUUACAGUUUCUGUAGAGCUCAUUAUACUUUCUCUAUUCUUUGGUCUUGGAGAUAUCAGUGGCCGUGUCUUCACCAGUAGUAGGUGUGUAAAUGCCAUAUUUACAGUUGUUUUAUUUUAUGUUUCGUUUAAGCCUUGGAUUUCCAAUCAGUGAUUAGUCAUUAAACAGUCAAAUUUUUAAAAACUUCAACCACAGUUGUAAGGUGUUCAUUAGCCCCUUUUUCUUUAGAGCCACGCGCGGUGAGCUUCAAAUUAAAUUUACAUGUAUCUGCACCCGGACUUCGCCCACUUCGCCCGGGGUUUUACUUUAGGAGGGGUUUUGAAGAAAACCAAAAACGCAGGUUGCGAUAGCCGUGUCGACCAAUUUCAAGUGAUUUUGAGAGAAGUAUUCGUUUUUUUCGGUCUUCUUUUGUUACACACCCUCUCUGCUAGCGGAGAACCGCCUCCGUCAUCGUUGACAAGACUAUUUGCCUCGACGAUUUUUGAAUGCAACAGUACUGAAACAAUGUUGUGACGAAUCGUCCCCAGCGACAUUGCAUUAAGCUCCCUUAAAAAGAGUGAACAACGACAGGGACAAACCCUUAAGUGUCCGUUUUCGGAAGAUUUAUGUUUUAGACAGUUGAAUGUAACAUUUGAUCUUUAUGGAGUUUAAGGUGGACUUUUUUUCAUUUCUUUCAGCGAUGUUUUGGCUGUUUACAAAAAGAAUAUUCGCAUCGUGUCAGUUCAGUUUUUCUUUGAUGGAAUUCAGGUACAUGUCGACUUACUUUGAACUUACUAAUCUAAGGCUUUGGUGGUCAGUCGAUAAGUGGUGGUAAUUAAUUUUGUGCCACCAUCAACUAAAAAAAUCUUAGGAUAAUACACAUUUUACCGUUUGAAAAGGAGUUUCCCACGUUGUUCAGUCCAGUUUAUCCAGUUUUGCCAUGUAGUUACUUGUGCUAGUUCGAAGAUAAUUGCCAACGAGUGUUACACAUCACAGCUUCCUCGCAUUUUAAAUCCUUUAUAUAUCUCCUAAGCAGAGAGAGAAGCUCCGAAGAACUGACGGGCUCGCUAAAACAGUGUUUGCUUUAAAGUGUUUUAUAACGAUAGCACUGCCUAUUGAAACGGAAAAUUACAGUGUCCAAGAGUUGUUCUCAGCUAAGAUUAACAGACUAGACGUGUUUCUUUGAGGUCAUUACUCGCCUUUUAACCGGGUUGAAGUAAGAGUGUUGUACUGUUAAAGCAUUGCAAAGUUGUACAUGACUUGUUGGCCUUGGUGACCUUUCUUUUUAGGGUGUCUGUAGUGGGAUUGUACGAGGGGCUGGCCGACAGAGGAUAGGAGUACUGAUCAAUUUUCUGUCAUAUUGCGUGGCUCUUUCCCUUGGCAUUACCCUGAUGUUUUUCGUCUUUCAUGAAAGCGCAGGUAAAAACAAUGAUAAUAAUAAAUAAUAAUAAUAGUAAUAAUAAUAAUAAUAAUAAUUAAUAAACAAUAAUCUUUAUUACAAAACCUCAAUUAAAAUCCUAUUUACAAUCAACCCGCUUUUACAAAAAAUCUAAUUAAUUCAUCAAAACACUAUCUACAAUUCCAUCCGUUACAAAAGAAACCCCUCGGCCUUCAUUAGAGAACAAAAACAAUCCUAUAUAUGAUAAGUGAAGAAAGAAACUAUUCAUUUACAAAUGCUAAAAAAUAGAAGUAACUUAACCUUACAUAAAAGAGGAGGAAAUAGAUAUAAUUAAUGAUAAAAGUUCAAAAUUCUAUAAAAUAAAGAAUUCCAUUAUGCAGAGAUAUUAAGAUCAUACAAUCGAAUAAUACUAAUGACGGCUAAACCAGUGUCCAUAAAAAGCCCUAAGUAUAAUUAACAAUUAUUCGACGAGGGCGCGUUGGAUAUGAGAUGAUAGAUAGCCAACGAGGCGCAUAGCGCCGAGUUGGCUAUAAUCAUUUCAUAUCCAACAAGCCCGAGUGGAAUAAUUGUUUUAUUAAAAACGCCCACAAAAUCUCGUUGAAUCGCCCCGACUAGAACAAACCGGAAAAGACAAGGGACUUCCGCUAUUGACAUGUCACACGUCUAUCAAAACUGUCAACGCGCGAACGGACUCGCCUAGACUGCAUGAAUGAAAAAUCAAAACAUUGUGCGAUGAACAUUAGUUUUUUAAAAACUCAUCAUGAUUCUAGGAUUUUACACAGCAGAACAGCUGAAAAACCCUGGCAGAUAAUGUGAAGGAAAGGAAUUUUUAAGUGACAGCCGUCGAAAUUACUAUGAAUUUGGAUUUUCGGUGCAGUUAUAAAAUUAAGAACAACGGAGAAAACUACCGGUAUUACCUCGGUCGCUUGUUAUGAAGUUGUUUAAAGCCACAAGCUGGUUUUGCUGAACGAGAAAAGAAGCUAUACUGCCGCCUGGAUUGCUCUAGUGAAUGGCUGCAUAGCCUGUAUUUGUAGCUGGUUACUUGUGAUUUAUAUUCUUGAUGUCGGAUAAACAAGCUGCAGUUAUCUAUCGGCGAGUGACUUGAUCGGCGAAUGGCUUCGCGAUCAUGAAGAAACAACACUUGUCUUCUUUCGUAGCUGGUCAAGGUACUUUAGUUCCAUGUGUUUUUCGACAAACUUUCAGACAAGCUCUUGUGGCUUUUUUGUUUGUUUUUGUCUUUUUUCUUUCGUUGAAAUUGCAUUUCUAGUAUUCUAAGAAAUGAAUUAAAACGAUUUGCUUCGGGCGCCGUUCUAUCCUUCGCGAAAAAAAAUCUCAGCUAGCUUCCAAUUUUAAACUGACGCGUACACCGACCAUAUAUGGAGAACAUGGUAUAUUAGCUCAUAUACCAUAACGGCUAAGCCAAUCAAAAUGCUAGAAUUGCAUUAUCCAAUGAUUCAGUUUUUAAUAAAAGCAUAUAGACACGUAUUUCAGAUAUCCGCACUAGCGACAUUUAUUUUACAGUCUAAUGAUUGCUCUAUCUUGCUACGAAACGGCGUUCGCGAACCUCUGACGCAUGCAUGUACCGAUCUUAAGAGUUCAAACGAGAUCUGUGUCCUGAGCCAAGUGAUUACAACAUGAUAAGGCUCGGUGUCUUUCUGAGCUAUCUUGUCUGCGAGGUGCUUUAAGAACCGCUGACACUCGUUUCCCAUUCCGCCAUUGGUUCCAAACACUAAAGGCGUAAACGAACCCAUUUCUACAUCUAACACCCGCUGCUGGUACUUGCGCUUCUUCUCUUCUUCUUGCUCUUUGAACACUUCCGAUGUUGGCUUGCUCUGGUAACACUUGGAGUUGACGUGCGUAACUCUAACAUCAAAAAAUGCCGUAACUCCUCUUGCCCAGAAACCUCCCGCUUUGAUGUCCAACCGUGCCUCAGAAGUUGUAACAGCGCUCCUCAAAUGAAAUCGCUCGUUGUCCAGGGGUUGAAGGCGUGGUUCGAUUUCGACAUUAUUGCAGAUCUUGUCGAUGAAUGUCGUUAACAAGUUCCGUAUACCGUCAUGCCUCUGCGCUACAAACCCCCCCUUUUUACAAGAGAGGGCGUGACUAACGGUGAAUUUAUCCCCACAUAUGCAAUGACUUGGUAAAUCGACUAAGGGCAAGUCAUAACGCAAGCGUAGCGAGUCUCUGAACUCUUGCUUGUUGAGGGCUAAACCUUGGUCUGCGAGAGGCAUCGCAUUCAGCCAAGAACUUGCGCCCUUGUUCCUCGAUUGAUUAACCAGACGCAGCAGGCCUGUGGAGAGGCUUGAAUCAAUGCUAUCCAUUUUCUCUUUGGCACUUGCUCUCUUAAGUGAUUGUUGAUGCCUCUUUAGCUCCUCCGUAGAUCUUUCUCCUGGCACCAUGAUGGAACUCUGUGAAGUAAUAGAAUCUACGUGCGCGGUGGUUAUAUGUCUCGAGGCAGCAAACUGCUGCGGUGCCUCGGAUUUCAGAUCAGGAAUGCCUAGACCCCCUUGACCCGUUGCUAAGGUAGCAAGUCUGCGCACCUCGUUAGGGACAGGCUCUAAUUGACCGAACAAAGUUGGGAGUAGUAAAUCUUCAAUCACUUCCUGGAUUGGAUCGACAUAAACUUCAAACGAUUCAAUCGUGCGCAUGAAGUAGGUGAACUUCGACUUGUAGCCUUUUGUGAAAACAAUAUACGCCGCAUGGGGCUGGCUCUUCGCUAUUUCAGAGAGACGUUCGAUUUCCUCUUUCCAUGCACGAACCUUUUCCUCACAAUACUGAUCUUUGUCUUCUUGCGACGCAAUAACUGCUCCCAGAUGGCGCUGACCUUCAGUCGCUAUGUUGACUUCCUCUCCAAACACCCUCUUUGCUUCCUCCGCGAGUUCCCUAGACUUCACAAUAAGCCAGCUCUUUGUCCCAUUUACAAGGUAACCAAUAUAAUAAUAAUAAUAAUAAUAAUAAUAAUAAUAAUAAUAAUAAUAAUAAUAACAAUAAUAAUAAUAAUAAUAACAAUAAUAAUAAUAAUAAUAAUAAUAAUAAUGAUGCACGGUGCACACGUAGCUAUAGUUAGACCUUAGGAAACGCAAACUCCACGAGCAUGUAACCAAAUACUCCCUACAGUGUGGCGUGCAAAAAAAAGUUGAUUAAAGCUUCAAUCUAACAAAAAGACAAAAGUGAUCCGCCCAUCAUACAAACGGUAAAAAAAAAACAUGCUAUACAAAUGUUCAAUGAUGCUCCACGUUCAUUAUUAAAGACUGUGAUGUAGGGACCCAAGAAUCUGUAAUGGACGAUAGUUUUUGUCAACUUUUGUCUGGGCUGGGGUAUAGCUGCCCUCUGUAUUAGUACCUGGUUUUAGUAGUAAUUGCGAGAUGUUUUCAAGGUCAUCUUUGACUGUGCUUAGUUUUUUGUCCUGUUUUGAAGGUCUGUGGAUUGGUCUUUUAACUGGAGUGGUUAUCCAGGUAAGCAUCUCAAACAGCGUCGAAACCUUAUAGUAUCCUGCGAACAAGCUCUUAUUUUAGGUGAUAUCGUGAGAGGUAUAGGUUAGAGGUGUUUGUGUCUAUUGUUGCAACGUUUUUGAUGCAGCAGUUCGGAUGUAAACAGCAAGAUAAAUUGUGAGAGUAAUGCAUGUGGAAUACUACUCCAAAAGUACGUUUUCGAAAAUCGGGUGAUUUGUUUCGUUGUAACAGCCAAAAAUUUCAAACAGAGAUUCUCGAAAACGCUCUCCAUAAAAAUUGUUUAAGAUUGGUCGCUAACUGAAGACUAAAACCCUACAAGCAGCUUCAAGAACGAAUGUUUAGGUUUCUCAAACCUGAGACCCACCUUUUUCUGGCACGUUAGGCUAUUUUUAUUCUUAGUUUUUAUUUUUUCAUUAAUUAAUUAACCAAUUUUUAUAAAAUUGUAUGUUACAUCACAUUUUUAUUUCAUUUUGGAUAAGAUUUUUAAGUAAGUGAGUUAUUGUAAAGCGCUAUUGAUCAUUUUCAUGUAACUAGCGCUACAUAAGUAUUUUAAAUUAUUAUUAUUAUUAUUAUUAUUAUUAUUAUUAUUAUUAUAGCGUUUACACUCACGUGAAGAACAUCUAUGCCAUUUUAUGGGAACAAAAGAAAUUUUUUACAUAAGAAAAGAGUCCAACUCCCACAGGAUUUGUUUGGAACACCAAUAUGGCCGCCGUGACGACAUGUGAAUACGCUCUAUAAAAUCACAAUGAGGCCACUGUAUUGCCAUGGAUGCGCCGUUCUAGGUUUUUUGUUUGAGGCAUCUUUGCAUUUCGUGUUCAAAGAGAGUAUGUGUUGUCAAUUUAAAACUGUGUCGAGGCAUCUUUUAAUCUCUUUUCUUUUGUCCUCUUUUUUACUUGUAGCUAACCCCAAAUACAGUAAUUUGUUUCUCUGUUUUUUCUGUUUCAUUUUAGUCUGCUUCGUAUUUAUUCCUUCUUUGGAGAACAGAUUGGGACAAACAAGCCGAGCUAGUAAGUGAAUCUCUGAUUUUCGUGGAAAAUUAUGAAGAUGUCGUUCACCUUUUUUCACCCGUGCGCGGCUUCCUACCGUACGUAGCUAGUGUGUGUUUUGUUCUCCACGCCCGCCGCUCGCUUGCCUUCGCUCGUCUGCAAAACCGAAAAAAUGCGUAUCGUUUUAUGGCCAGUUUGGUAUCACUGAAGCGGACCACCACGGAGAGGGGGCAUAUGGUUUCUUUUGAGUAGAGAUUCUGUUCGCCGUGGCAGUUGUCACGACACCGAACUUGAAGUAGUUACAAUCCAUUUCCAACCUGGUCACCCAAAGCCAAAAGACAUAUAGGGUCUUGUAAAAUGAUAGUCAUUUUAAAUUUUUCUGGACAGUUACUUUUGGUUUUAAUUAAACUGACUCGAGUGUGUUUUGACCUCAUUCCCAGGGUCCUCCCCUACCCGGCCCAUCUCUCGCUCCGGGGCCCGCGUAGGAGAAAGAGGAUGAUGUAAACACACUAUGCGACAAGUUGGCGACAGAUCACUCAGUGUGUACAGGUCGGGUGACUAGUUGCACCCAUAUGUCGCUGCGACAAAUCGCUUCGUGUGUGCUGUACCCUGAGUAUCAGGCCUUCCUAAGGGGCUAGGGGAGAGGAGAUUUUAGAUGGGGGAGGGGGGAGGGGAGCUCUCUCCCUUUUCCUCUUCCAUCUUUCCCCUUUCCCCCCGAAACGCCUGGUACUCAGGCUAUGUGUGCUGGAGACCUUUUGUGAAAAUCUUUGUCUCUGCGACAGAAUUUUGUCGCUGUAACAAGUCGCAAAAAAAAAAAAUUGUGCGACUUGUUGCGGCGAUAAAAUUCUGUUGCAGCCACAAAGAUUUUCACAAAAGGUCUCCAGUACACACGAAGCGAUUUGUCGCUGCAAAAAGUCGCGGCCACAUGUUGCUGCAACUCUUGUCGCGUAGUGUGUACCGACCCUUAGGAUCUUAUAGGAACAUUUCUUAGUUUGAUGAUGGUUUUUCAUUUGUCAGGCACAGCGAAGAACAGGAGCCAAGACUGUCAAAGAUUUAACCUCUGGAAACUUACUAAAUGGUCAUUUCGCUGGACAGUCCGCCGAAAAACACAGAGGUGCGAUGAUUUGUACAGGGGCCGGGGGUAAAACUGAUUAGGAAUUCCUCUUAUGCCUCUGAUAACAAGACCAAAUAAAGCUAUGUUAUAGACGGGCAAAAAAAACGUGCAACGUGUUUUGCAACAUUUCUGCAGAGCGAUGUUACGCGUUUUACCACUUACAUUCAGACCUGUCUUGCACCAAAUUAAGGUUGCUUUAAGUUGCGUGACUCUAAAAAUGUCUCUCCGAAAAUGUUUCCAUUCAAAUGAGACCUCUUUGGCAGAACUUUUGCUUAAUCAUACUUCUUAGUAAAAACCGUAUUUUUCUAAAAGGAAUGAUUUUUUUGUGAUUGUUUUUGCGGUAAGUAGUAAACAAAACAUUUCUGCUACCUCAUGAUUAUUUUUGUAGUUGAGUUUUAUCCUCCAAGCCCGAACCUUCAGCUUAAUACAAAAUGUUUGUAAACUUAUGUGUCGAUUUAUUUCAGACCUAAAUCUUGCAAGCUGGAUCAGCAAGACUUCGUCUUUACUGUUUCUUAAUCACGUCGAUGCUGAUAACUCUCAGUUUAGACUUGCCCUACUUUCAAAUGAUGGGAGCACUUCAGAGAGAGAUAGUCAUCAAGAAGAGAUUAAAUCUGAAGCAACAGCUGAUAUAAAAAGAAGUCACAAUCUUACUUCAUCACAAAAGAGAGCUCUUAUUGUAAAGCGACUUAUCCCUCUGGUUAUAUCUCUGAUGAUUUUAGGCGGCGCUGUAGCCUUACGGUUUCUAAUUCCGUUGCCUUCGUCGCACGAGACUUCUUCAUUUGGAAAUGACACACUUACUGCGAAUACUUUCUAUAAUAAUCUAACAACUAACUUAGUAACUUGAACAACGCGGGAUCAUUGUGUCACAGUUGUCAUCGGGACCGUGUGUUUCAAUAAGCUUCUCUUGGUACUGAAUGGGACCAAAGUGGACCAGACGCGAUACAAAUCGCGAGUGUUUAACAUUGUUUAUUGUUUAACAUUCAAGUCUACUUAAGUGAAACGUAAAAUUCUUAUCUGUUGAUCACAUAUUUUAACACAUUACAAAGUCAUCCUCACUAUCUACUCUCCAGGGUUUUCCCUCGUUCACUCCAUAUGUAUGCAAACAUCACACAAACGCUUCCAUUUGUCAGCUCUUCCCUCAUCAGGGCCAAAAAGCAUUUUAUCACAGGAAUUUAUGAUUAGUUGUUUGUGUUUAGAGGAUAAAAAUUCUAAGCACUGACUUUCAGUAACAUUUAUAUCAAUUUUACUCAAUGUAAGAUAACAUUAAAUUAUUUUCUUUCCCGGUGGUAUUGUUUUCAUAUUUUUGGAAUCUAAGGUUCGUAAUAAUUCAAGAC
Messenger RNA from Porites lobata, 19175 nucleotides. The record is from the annotation of a GenBank genome assembly. Lineage: Eukaryota; Metazoa; Cnidaria; Anthozoa; Scleractinia; Poritidae.